This is a messenger RNA of Lachnellula hyalina, 1464 nucleotides long. Its product is annotated as putative transporter. Gene Ontology annotation, cellular component: membrane. Bases 1 to 1464 code for a protein of 487 amino acids. Gene Ontology annotation, molecular function: transmembrane transporter activity. The transcript has 5 exons. Lineage: Eukaryota; Fungi; Ascomycota; Leotiomycetes; Helotiales; Lachnaceae. Gene Ontology annotation, biological process: transmembrane transport. The record is from RefSeq and is a predicted model, not a curated record.
AUGACUGAACCAACCUCGGAUGGGGAGAAGGGCGGCCUCGAUGAGGAUCACGUAGAGCGUACGGUGAUUGAACUCUCCACCGAUAGUCGGGUCACGGCUUUUACACCAGAAGAGCAAAGAGCCAUCAUCUGGCGUAUCGAUCGACGACUAGUCCUGACAUUAGGAUUCUUAUACAUGAUUAGUUUAAUGGAUCGGACUAACCUUGGUGCUGCUGCCAUCGCUGGAAUGACAAAACAACUGAACAUGAAUGACAAGAAUAACGCCUACACGAUCGUGUCGUUGGUGUUCUUCCUUCCGUAUGCCCUUUUCCAACCACCGGCAACUGUUGCCAUACGCGAAAUUGGGCCUCGAAGAUUUCUUGCCACCAUUGUCUUUUUCUGGGGAGCUGUUAUGAUCUCUUUUGGAUUUGUGAAAUCAUGGGAAGUCAUGGCAGUCGUGCGUGUUAUUCUCGGAAUUCUUGAAGCUGGCUUUUAUCCAGGAUGCAUCUAUCUCCUCAGCACUUGGUACCCAAGAUACGAACUCCAGAAACGAAACGCGGUAUUCUAUCUGAUUGGGAGUUGCGCUUCAGCUUUCGCUGGAAUCCUUGCCUAUGGUCUCAUGCAGUUGAAUGGCCGAGCAGGUCUGGAGGGUUGGAGCUGGAUCUUCAUAGUUGAAGGCAUUCUUACCUGCAUUCUUGGCAUAUUCUCUUAUGUCAUGAUUGUCGAUUUCCCUGAGCUUUCGCCCAAGUCCUGGAAGUUCCUCAACGAGAAAGAGGCUGCUUUCAUAGUUGCGCGUAUUGAGCAUGACCGCCAUGAUAUCAGAGUAGAACCCUUUUCGCUUGGAUCCUACCUCCGAAAUGGUUUGGAUAGCAAGGUUUGGGGAUUCUCGGCCUUGUACACGCUGACUACGACCAAUACCUAUGCAAUUGCCUACUUUCUCCCCAUCAUUCUCAGAGAUGGUAUGGGAUUCAGUAUUGCAAAGGCACAAUGUCUUGUUGCUCCUCCAUAUAUUUGCGCUGCUAUCAUCAUGUACAUUCAAGCGUACUACGGCGACAAAUGGCACCUUCGUGGUCCAAUAAUUAUUGGAAAUGCGGCUCUUGGAAUACUUGGCCUUGGAUUGUUGGGUUAUCUCCACAACAGUGCCGCUCGUUACUUUGGUGUUUUCUUGGCUACGACGGCUUGCAAUGCCAAUUGCCCUGCCCUUGUGACUUAUCAGGCAAAUAAUGUUCGCGGGCAAUGGAAACGAGCCUUCACUUCGGCAACACUGAUUGGCGGUGGUGCACUUGGUGGUAUUAUUGGGACGAGUGUUUUCCGAGCGAAAGACUCCCCAGGCUACCGUCCCGGUAUCUUGACCUGUCUCAUUGCCAAUGCACUAAUAAUUGCAAUCGUUACUGCACUUACCUUUAAGUUCUACCGGGCAAACAAGAGGGUAGAUGCUGGAGGGAAGCAGAUUGAAAAUCAGGUUGACUUCAAGUAUACGUAUUAG